CCCCAUGCGCUGCUGCACACACUGCCAACUUCAUUUUCCCUUUCUGGCGAUAGAAGAUAAAAUCUAGGAAAGGAACGACGACAAGCUUGAAAUAGGGUGAGCAAUGGCUACCGCCCAGCUGUGUAUAUCACUGGUACUUUUGCUGCUCUGCUUCAAUGGCUCUGCUCUCGCUGCCAAAUACUUGGAUCGUCUGCUGAACAAUGGAAACUUCGAGCAGAGCCCAAAGCCUGGCGGCUUGAAGAAAACGGUUCUCCAAGGCAACAAGGCGCUCCCCGGGUGGGAAACCAAUGGGCUGGUGGAGUACAUCUCUGGAGGGCCACAGCCGGGAGGGAUGUACUUCGCAGUGGCUCAUGGUGUUCAUGCCGUCAGGCUUGGGAACGAGGCCUCCAUCUCCCAGACCAUAGCAGUGAAGCCUGGCUCUCUUUAUGCGCUCACAUUUGGUGCCUCCAGAACCUGUGCUCAGAACGAGGUGCUGAGGGUUUCAGUACCCCCACAGACUGGAGAUCUGCCCCUCCAGACCUUGUACAGCAGCAAUGGCGGAGACACUUACGCUUGGGGGUUUAGGGCCAAGGGCCGUGUUGUCAAGGUGACUUUCCAUAACCCUGGUGUUCAAGAAGACCCUGCUUGUGGCCCUCUCAUCGAUGCUGUCGCCAUUAAGGAGCUCUUCCCUCCAUUCCCCACCAAAGAUAACUUGGUGAAGAACCCUGGAUUCGAGGAAGGACCUCACAGGCUGCUCAACACGUCAAGCGGAGUUCUCCUCCCUCCUAAGCAAGAGGACGCCACAUCCCCUCUCCCCGGCUGGAUAAUCGAGUCGCUGAAAGCCGUCAAGUUCAUCGAUGCGAAGCACUUCAAUGUCCCUUCUGGGCUCGCGGCAGUUGAGCUGGUGGCGGGCAGGGAGAGUGCGAUUGCACAGAUCAUUAGGACCAUCCCGAAAGCAACAUACAGCCUGACGUUCUCCGUUGGAGAUGCCAAGAACGGGUGCCAUGGGUCCAUGAUGGUUGAGGCAUUUGCUGCCAAGGACACGUUCAAAGCUCCCUUUGUCUCGGAAGGGAAGGGGAAGUUCAAGACAGUGAGCUUCAAGUUCACAGCCAUGGAAGCUAGGACGAGAAUCACUUUCUACAGCUCGUACUAUCAUACUAGGAUUGAUGAUUUCGGGUCGCUCUGUGGACCUGUUAUCGAUCAGGUCAGAGUUAUUCCAAUUAAGGCUUGAUUAAGCGCCCAUGUUUGUAGUAAGUUUGUGCCUGCUAGAUCGUAUUAUUGCAUUUGCAGGCAGGCGCACCUCAGGGAUAGUGGUGUUAAAUUAAAGAGUAUCUAUCUAUAAUCUUAUUAAAAAAAAAUGGUUGUGAAAUUUCUCGGCAGCAACUGAUCAGUUGUGUUGUGCUACUCUUUUUCUUGAUUUUAAAGGAUUGUCUCCUAAAGCUCUGUUUACACUUUGCAUCGUGGGGUAUCUAUCGUAUCGGCAAAGCCUAAUUAUUCGCGGUCUGAUUAAAAUUUCCAUGCUUGAUUGGCGCUCCACAGUGUAUUUAGAUCAUGUUCCGGUCCAGCUGUGUUCCCCUGUCCUUAACUUUGUCAUGUGAGUAGAUUUGGUUAGUAACUCAGAUAAUUAGUGUGUUACUUUACAACCUACAUAAUUAUUUUCUCAUUCAAAUUUAUAUAUUUGUUUUGUUUUAAUUGAUUUAAAAUAUCUUUGAAAAAAAUAAUAUAUGCUAAUAUAUUUUAAAAUAAACAUAGUAAUUGAGUCGUUACCGUUGGGAAAUAGAGUUAUACAUUAUUUUAUCAAACACGUACAUAUACUAUUUUUUACAUCAUACAUUUUCCUUUAUUUUGGAAAAUGAUAAAUUGCAAAGUUGGUCACUAAGUUUACUAAACUUUCUGUGUUUGGUCACCAAUUUUUUUUUAUAUCAUUUAUGGUCACUAACUUUAUACUCUCGUUUCAGAAAUGGUCACUUACCGUCCAUUAGUGAUGGCAAAAAUAUUCGUAGCCGUGGUUAUCUGCCUGAAUCCAACCUAAUCGGGUAGGGUAAAAUUCGAACACAAAGACUUUUGGUGGGACGGGUAAAACUCUAACCCGAAGAUUGCGGGUAAUGGGGGCAUGGUUUUCUCACUAUCCAAUCCGAACCCGCCCGAUUAAAAACAUGCAUAAGUAUUUUGUCUAGAAAUAAUCAUUAUUUAUAUCUAACAUAAUUUAUAUUUAGCAUAUAAAUAUAAUAUUUUUAUGAAAUUAUGUUGUUUUAAUUAAUUUUCUUCAUUCUAGCGAAGUAUUGUCGUACUUUUCCUCUUACAUAAUGUGAGUAUAUGUGUGAAUGUUAACAUUUUAGUUGGAGUUAUAAAGAGAAAUUAUUAUCCAUGCAUAAUCGUGGAUACCCGAAACCCAAACGGAUAUGAGCAUGGUUUUUAUUUUCUACCUGUUUCUCGUAUGUGUAUGGGCAAUGGCAGAUACAUGCAUAUUUAGGGAUGUCCCGGGACACCACUAAAAUUUGGAAAUACGAUUAUUCAAUCUCCGAUAGUAGUUUGCAUAUAAACAAAAAAAAAAAAGUUCAAGUGGUAGUGGGACACCCUUAAAAUUUGAGAAAAAAGAUUAUCCAACCUCCCGUAGUAGUUUUGGUACAAAAAAUAUUUUAAGUAUUAGUCUAUGUGAUUUAAACUUGGGACACUACAUUUAUUAGUAAACCUAUUUUCAAUUACACUACAACUCAAAAGUUACUUUAUAUUACUUGAUAAUUGUGACAUUGAAGGAGAAUGGGUAUCCUAAGUUACUAAUUUCUAUAUAUAUUUCAUAUUAAAAACUUGCAAUACUUAUUGGGGUUAAUUGCAUGGUUGAUCACUGAAAUUACGAAAAACGUUCAUGUUUGGUCCUUGAAAAUAUUUAUAUCCACGUGUGAUGUUACUAAUUUCUAAAAAGUAUUUCUUCAUACCAGUAUUAUUAACUUGUUUAUCUAUUAAAUCCAAACAGAACUAAUACAAUUAUACAUUAAAA
This is a messenger RNA of Linum trigynum, 2977 nucleotides long. The record is from the annotation of a GenBank genome assembly. Lineage: Eukaryota; Viridiplantae; Streptophyta; Magnoliopsida; Malpighiales; Linaceae.